CUAGGAGGUCUACAAACACCGUCUGGGUAGCUGGUGUGAGUACAGAGAGUACUGGGGGGGCUUAGCCCCCAAGGAAGAAGACCAGCCCUCCCCCAGCACCACCGUCAAGAUCCCAGGGGCUCCCUCUUUCCUCCACAGGCUGUGGACUGACUUAGGGAAUUCCAAACGAUGACAGAAAAGGAGGUGCUGGAGUCCUCCUCCUUCCCAGCAGAGACUCGGCAAAGUGGGCUACAGCGGCUGAAGCAAUUAUUCAGGAAGGAGUCUACAGGGACAAAGGAGAUGGAGCUUCCCCCAGAGCCCCAGGCCAAUGGGGAGGCAGUGGGAGCUGGGGGUGGGCCCAUCUACUACAUCUAUGAGGAAGAGGAGGAAGAAGAGGAGGAGGAGCCACCCCCAGAACCUCCUAAGCUUGUUAAUGAUAAGCCCCACAAAUUCAAAGAUCAUUUCUUCAAGAAGCCCAAGUUCUGUGAUGUCUGUGCCCGGAUGAUUGUGCUCAACAACAAAUUUGGGCUUCGCUGUAAGAACUGCAAAACUAACAUCCACGAACACUGUCAGUCCUAUGUGGAGAUGCAGAGAUGCUUCGGCAAGAUCCCCCCUGGUUUCCGUCGGGCCUAUAGCUCCCCUCUCUACAGCAACCAGCAGUACGCUUGUGUCAAAGAUCUCUCUGCUGCCAAUCGCAAUGACCCUGUGUUUGAAACCCUUCGCAGUGGGGUGAUCAUGGCAAACAAGGAACGGAAGAAGGGACAGGCAGAUAAAAAAAAUUCUCUAGCAGCCAUGAUGGAAGAGGAGCCAGAGUCUGCCAGACUACAGGAAGGCAAACCCCAGGAUGGAAACCCUGAAGGGGAUAAGAAAGCUGAAAAGAAGACACCUGAUGACAAACACAAGCAGCCUGGCUUCCAGCAGUCUCAUUACUUUGUGGCUCUCUAUCGAUUCAAAGCCCUGGAGAAGGACGAUCUGGAUUUCCCGCCUGGAGAGAAGAUCACAGUCAUUGAUGACUCCAAUGAGGAGUGGUGGCGGGGGAAAAUAGGGGAGAAGGUCGGAUUUUUCCCUCCAAACUUCAUCAUUCGGGUCCGGUCUGGAGAGCGUGUGCACCGCGUAACGAGAUCCUUCGUGGGGAACCGCGAGAUAGGGCAGAUCACUCUCAAGAAGGACCAGAUUGUGGUGCAGAAAGGAGAUGAAGCCGGUGGCUACGUCAAGGUCUACACCGGCCGCAAGGUGGGGCUGUUUCCCACCGACUUCCUGGAGGAGAUUUAGGCGUGAAGACGCCUGCUGGCGGGAGAUAACGAAACCCCAUUCUGGGCAGGCCCAGUGGAGGUUGGGGAGAAAAGGGGCGAAAGCAACUAUACUGCUGGGUGGGGGAGAUGGGAAGGCCCGCCGGAACGUGACGGUGCUUCCGGGAAGGGACUGGUUCCCGUCCCCCUCCCCCGCCGAGGGCUUUGGAUACUUGGUGCCGGGAGCAGCCUCACUCGCAACCCCUCAGGUCCAGCCUUUGAGAUCUGGAAAAAGAACGCGUCUCCACUCGGGAGACGGGAGGGGGCAUUGAGGCGAACCAUCGAAUGUUGCGAAUUUAUUAAAGUUUUGACAAAAGUUAGAAAA
Molecule: messenger RNA, 1593 nt
Organism: Lagenorhynchus albirostris (white-beaked dolphin)
Lineage: Eukaryota; Metazoa; Chordata; Mammalia; Artiodactyla; Delphinidae
Gene: STAC3
Product: SH3 and cysteine rich domain 3
Exons: 12
Coding region: 169-1251 (360 amino acids)
Biological process (GO): positive regulation of protein localization to plasma membrane; skeletal muscle contraction; positive regulation of voltage-gated calcium channel activity
Cellular component (GO): extrinsic component of cytoplasmic side of plasma membrane
Molecular function (GO): protein binding
Source: RefSeq, a predicted model, not a curated record